ACUAUUUAUUUAUCAACAUAAAAAUUAAAUAUUUUUUUUAAUUUUUUGAAAAAUUUAAUUUUGAAACUAUCAAAUAUUAGUAGAAUGAACAUAGAAAGCUUUGAUAUUUAAAAUAUUUAUAAAGAGUAAAGUUUAGUUUUGGCAAUAACAGGAGCAGUAAUAAUAGCAUGUACCUUUAAACUAGCUUAAAUUUUAAAAUAAGAUGUAGCAUAUAUGAAUAUAACAAAAGGAAACAUUUCUUACAUGAUAUCAUUUACUCUAGUGAGCUCUAUAUUUUUCAUUUUUUUUAAGUUUAACAAGUUCUAAGAUGUGAAAGUUAUGUAGGAACCUUAAGAAUUAAUUUAAUUAACUCCAAUAAGUAUGUUUGGGGUAGGCGGUUUUAUUCUUGGGAUCAGCUAUGGAUUUGAAUUAAUGAAUUAUACAUUUUUUAAGAUACAAAAUAUUUAUGAUUUUUUAAGAAUCAUCAUUUUUUGUAUAAUUUCUAAAUAUGUGAGUAGUUUAGUUGAGCUCAAUAAUGAGAUGGAAGCUAUUUAAUUUAUUCUCAGCUUUGAUUACAAACAAUACAAUAUUAUUGCACUUAUUGUUACAUCUUUAGUAUCUUUAUUCUUUUUGGGUAAAAGGUUCUUUUUAGGAGUUAUAUUAGGUUCAGCUUUUCUUUUAUCUCAAGUAUUUUAGAAAUAUAAAUUACAUAGCAUAUAAUUCGUCUUUUUUGUAUUAGUUUUUAACAUAGUUUUGAAAAUAAUUUCCAAAGACGAAUAACAAAAAAAAGGAAUUUAAAUAAAAAGUUAAAAUUAAGCUUAAGAUAUGAAGUAGAAUUAAGAUGAUAUAAAAAAUUAAGACCCUAAAGAAGAAAAGAAAUAAAACUCAAAUGAAGAAAUAAAGGUAUAGAAUAAAGAUCAAGGCAAAAAAACUAAAUAGAGAAAGCACAAUUUGAUAAGAAUCAUAAUUGCUAGUGUCUUGGGAGGAAUAGGAUAUGGUCUAUGUGGAAUUUCACCAGAAUAUGCCAUACUUAAUGUAGCUGUAUUUUCCCCUUAAGUUACACUUGUAUAUAUUAUCAGCUUUUUUGUUGGCUAUACUUUGACUUUAUCAGUUAUGCUUAUUAUUGAAUUCGAUUUAAAAUCUUAAAUUGAUGAACAAAAGAUGGAUGAAUAUAAAGAAUAUUUAAAAAAUAAAAAUGAUAUCAGAAAUAAAGUUAAAAAAGAUUAAUAAUGAGUUAAUAAUAUUUUAUUUUUUAUUUUCAUAUCUUUUAAAAAAUAUUCAAUCCCUUCCUCUACA
Messenger RNA from Tetrahymena thermophila SB210, 1275 nucleotides. RefSeq names its product cyclic nucleotide-binding domain protein. The record is from RefSeq and is a predicted model, not a curated record. The transcript has a single exon. NCBI's taxonomy places the organism in Eukaryota, Ciliophora, Oligohymenophorea, Hymenostomatida, Tetrahymenidae.